CGGCGAUGAAUUGGGACGCAGGCGCAGAUCCAGGGACCACUCCUCCAGCAUAGACAUGAGACCAUAGGGGACCUGUCUGGGGGACCUCAGGGAUAGGCACUGCCCAAGGUGUGAAUGAGGCAAGAUGAAUUGGACAGGUCUUUACACCUUGCUCAGUGGCGUGAACCGGCAUUCUACUGCCAUUGGUAGAGUAUGGCUCUCGGUCAUUUUCAUCUUUAGAAUCAUGGUGCUGGUGGUGGCUGCAGAGAGUGUGUGGGGUGAUGAGAAGUCCUCAUUCAUCUGCAACACACUGCAGCCUGGCUGCAACAGUGUCUGCUAUGAUCACUUUUUCCCCAUCUCCCAUGUUCGGCUGUGGUCUCUGCAACUCAUCCUGGUUUCCACGCCGGCACUCCUUGUGGCCAUGCAUGUGGCUCACCAGCAGCAUAUCGAAAAGAAAAUGCUUCGACUCGAAGGCCAUGCGGACCCCCUUCACCUUGAGGAGGUGAAGAGGCACAAGGUUCACAUCUCAGGGACACUGUGGUGGACCUACAUCAUCAGUGUGGUCUUCAGGCUCCUGUUUGAGGCGAUCUUCAUGUACGUCUUUUACCUACUCUACCCAGGCUACACCAUGGUGCGGCUGGUCAAGUGUGAGGCCUUCCCGUGCCCCAACACAGUGGACUGCUUUGUUUCCAGGCCCACCGAGAAGACCGUCUUCACUGUCUUCAUGCUUGCCGCCUCUGGCAUCUGCAUCAUCCUCAACGUGGCUGAGGUAGUGUACCUCAUCAUCCGGGCCUGUGCCCGCCGGGCUCAGCGCCACUCCAACCCACCUUCCCGCAAGGGCUCUGGCUUUGGUCACCGCCUCUCACCUGAAUACAAGCAGAAUGAGAUCAACAAGCUGCUGAGUGAGCAGGACGGCUCCCUGAAAGACAUCCUUCGUCGAAGCCCAGGCUCUGGGGCCGGACUGGCCGAGAAGAGUGACCGUUGCUCAGCCUGUUGAUGCCAGUUACCAGGCAACCUCCCUUCCAGCCCCCUCCCCUGCCCUAGACCUGUCCCUCCUGCCAACCCACUACCUGCUGGUGUGUGCAGGCCUCUGCUUGCUAGAGAAUCCC
Suncus etruscus (white-toothed pygmy shrew) is the source of this 1088-nucleotide messenger RNA. It is a transcript of the gene GJB1, whose product is annotated as gap junction protein beta 1. Gene Ontology annotation, cellular component: connexin complex. The transcript has 2 exons. The coding region runs from base 125 to 976 and encodes 283 amino acids. Gene Ontology annotation, biological process: cell communication. NCBI's taxonomy places the organism in Eukaryota, Metazoa, Chordata, Mammalia, Eulipotyphla, Soricidae. The record is from RefSeq and is a predicted model, not a curated record.